Messenger RNA from Oryza brachyantha (malo sina), 2818 nucleotides. Its product is annotated as U-box domain-containing protein 35. The record is from RefSeq and is a predicted model, not a curated record. The transcript has 5 exons. Gene Ontology annotation, molecular function: ATP binding; protein kinase activity. Lineage: Eukaryota; Viridiplantae; Streptophyta; Magnoliopsida; Poales; Poaceae. The coding region runs from base 388 to 2667 and encodes 759 amino acids. Gene Ontology annotation, biological process: protein phosphorylation.
CUGGGAGGAACAAAAUGGAAAAGAGGAGGAGAAAAAAGAGGAGGGAGAUGGUUGCAAGAAUAGCAUGAGGCUGUCCUUCCUCCAUCGCCAUGGCAUUUAGCUCCAAGAAGUAGGGGGAGGGAGGGGGAAGCCUUUGUGAGGAGAAAGCAAGCAAGGUUGGACGCAAGGAAGAGAGGAGAAGGAAGAGCAGGAGGAGAGGGGAACCCAUCUCUCUCUCUCUCCAUCUCAUCCUCCUCUCUGCCUCUCUUCCUCUUCUUUGCGCCGCCGUCCUUCACUCCUCUGAUCCACUCACCGGCCGGCGCGCAUCGCCGUCACGCAUCACGGUGGACGCGGCGUACGUCGGCGACGGGCAAGAUCGUCGGAGACAGCUAGCAGGAGGCCGGCGCGAUGCAAGGAGGAGGCCCCCUCAGCCCCGACGAGCACCGGGCCACCUCGCCGUCGGGCCUGCACCAGCCGGCGUCGACGAUCGUCGUCGCCGUCGACCGUGACCGGAACAGCCAGCUGGCCGUGAAGUGGGUCGUCGACCACCUCCUCUCCGGCGCCUCCCACAUCAUCCUCCUCCACGUCGCCGUCCACCCCCCCGCCGCCAACCAUGGGUUCGCCAUGGCGGAGGCGACGCAGGGCGCGCUGGAGGCUGAAAUGAGGGAGAUCUUUGUCCCCUUCAGAGGAUUCUGCACCCGGAACGGGGUGCACGUAUCAGAGGUGGUACUGGAAGAGGCAGACGUGUCAAAGGCCAUCAUAGAGUUCAUCACCGCAAGCAAUAUCCAGAGCAUCGCGCUCGGCGCGUCCAACAGAAACGCAUUCACCAAGAAAUUCAGGAACGCCGACGUGCCGUCCAGCCUGAUGAAGGGCGCGCCGGACUACUGCAACAUCUACGUGGUGGCGAAGGGCAAGUCGGUGAACGUCAGGCUCGCCAAGUGCGGCGUGCCGAGCGGCCUCGCCGGCGAGGGAUACGACGGGGAGUCCAUCAGGAGCGCUGCGGGGUCGUACACGAGGAGGAGCUCGAGGGGGAAGCUGCCGCCGGCGGCGCCGGAGAUGGCGAGGCGGUCCGUGGACGCGCGCACCGUGCCGGAGCUCACCACGCGGCCGCCGUUCCGCGAGCGGUCGCUGAACAAGAUCGUCCCCAUGUCCGGCGUCAGGGCGGCGUCCGACGGCGCCGACGGGUCGUACCGCUCCACGAGGCGGUCCACGUCGAACGACUCCCUCAUCGGCGACCUCGACUUCGGCCAGAGCACGCGCUUCUCCUCCAUGGACUUCUGCGACAACCUCGACGUGUCGUCACUCUCCACCAGCCCACGGGAGACCAGCUCGCCUCACUCCGCCCCGCAGCGCGAGGUGGAGGUGGAGAUGCGGCGGCUGCGGCUGGAGCUGAAGCAGACGAUGGACAUGUACAACGCGGCGUGCCGGGAGGCGAUCAACGCGAAGCAGCGGACCAAGGAGCUGCAGCUGCUGAAGCUGGAGGAGGCGCGGCGGCUGGAGGAGGCGAGGCACGCGGAGGAGGCGGCGCUGGCGGUGGCCGAGAUGGAGAAGACCAAGUGCCGCGCGGCCAUGGAGGCGGCCGAGGCGGCGCAGCGCCUGGCCGACCUGGAGGCGCAGCGGCGGCGCAACGCCGAGGUGCGCGCCCGCCGGGAGGCCGACGAGAAGGUGCGCGCCCUGGACGCCAUCUCCAACCACGACUUCCGCUACCGCCGGUACAACAUCGACGACAUCGAGCUCGCCACCGAGCGCUUCUCCGACAAGCUCAAGAUCGGCGAGGGCGGGUACGGCCCGGUCUACCGCGCGUCGCUCGACCACACGCCGGUGGCGAUCAAGGUGCUCCGGCCGGACGCGCAGCAGGGGAGGAAGCAGUUCCAGCAGGAGGUGGAGGUGCUCAGCUGCAUCCGCCACCCAAACAUGGUGCUCCUCCUCGGCGCCUGCCCGGACUACGGCUGCCUCGUCUACGAGUACAUGGACAACGGCAGCCUCGAGGACCGCCUGUUCCGCCGCGGCGGCACGCCGUCGAUCCCCUGGACCCAGCGGUUCCGGAUCGCGGCGGAGAUCGCCACGGCGCUGCUCUUCCUCCACCAGACCAAGCCCGAGCCGCUGGUCCACCGCGACCUGAAGCCGGCCAACAUCCUCCUCGACCGCAACUACGUCAGCAAGAUCAGCGACGUCGGCCUGGCCCGCCUCGUGCCGCCGGCGGUGGCCGACAGCGUCACGCAGUACCGGCUGACGGCGACGGCCGGCACCUUCUGCUACAUCGACCCGGAGUACCAGCAGACCGGGAAGCUCGGCGUCAAGUCGGACAUCUACUCCCUCGGCGUGCUGCUGCUGCAGGUGGUGACGGCGCGGCCGCCGAUGGGGCUCACCCACCACGUCGAGAAGGCCAUCGAGGCCGGCACCUUCGCCCAGAUGCUCGACGUCACCGUCAAGGACUGGCCCGUCGAGGAGGCCAUCGGCUUCGCCAAGCUCGCGCUCAAGUGCACCGAGAUGCGGCGGAGGGACCGCCCCGACCUCGGCACCGUCAUACUGCCCGAGCUCAACCGCCUCAGGAACCUCGGCCACGCCUACGAGCAGCGGAUGAGCGCCGCCGGAGUCGACGGCGCCGUCGUGCACUCGCCGGAGAAGGCCACCGUGAGCUCGCCGACGGCGGUUGGCGGCGCGUCGUGGAGAACGGCCGAGAGCUAGUACGUGGUGUCAUCAGUUUUUGUUAGGGAGCUCACACGAGAGAAGAUGGUACAUUUACGUUCUUUUUUUCGGGGGUAAAUCCUUCAAAAACCUCGGCGUAUGUACAGUUUUCUUUUGAAAUUUAACAAAGUUUUGCGGUGCUGGCUCUAAA